Molecule: messenger RNA, 4335 nt
Organism: Bactrocera oleae (olive fruit fly)
Lineage: Eukaryota; Metazoa; Arthropoda; Insecta; Diptera; Tephritidae
Gene: hop
Product: tyrosine-protein kinase hopscotch
Biological process (GO): cell surface receptor signaling pathway via JAK-STAT; protein phosphorylation; cytokine-mediated signaling pathway
Cellular component (GO): cytosol; cytoskeleton
Molecular function (GO): cytokine receptor binding; non-membrane spanning protein tyrosine kinase activity; ATP binding
Source: RefSeq, a predicted model, not a curated record
GAAGCCAUAACUUUGGCACAAUUUUUAUGGGAAAUUGUAUUGCCUUUUUUAAAACUAGUGCUAUUAGGUGCAAUUUUAAAAUAAAGAUAUGCUACACUUUUCUCCUCUGCUCCUAUUUGAAAUCAUUACAGCACCACCGUAUCUCAGAUAUUUGAACACUGGUUGUGUAUUUUUUUUUCAAAAUGGCGUAAAUUGAUAAAACGUAAAGAAUUCAGAAAGGACAAAAAAGUUGCAUCGAUUUACAAUCAAUCUUAGUUAAAGUUUUAUAAUUGUUGCUUAAAGUCUGCAACUAAGAAAAUACUUUUUAUAUUUAUUUAUAUUGGCGAAAAUAAGAAAACAUGUGGAAUUGCCAAUAAUAAGGGAAAUUUAAAUCGAGUAUAAUACGCUUCGGAUAGCUGCGUAUGCACUAAAUGCUAUUUAAUGAUACGAUUAUUGGGGGAAAAGUUUGAGAUCUCUCAGUGGAUUAUGAAUCAAGCUUCCAACACAUUUGGAACGACUAAUACCACCAUCACAUUGCUUGAUACCAAUAGUGCCUCAUUUUCAAUGGGCGGCCGUAGCUCGAUUCAUAGUAAUGGGAGUAUAGGUAGUAGUAAUCAAGCGGACCCAUCCAUCUCCUCUACGCCGUCAACAACCCCAUCUCCACAAAUGUCAAAUAAAGUAUUUAACUACAAAGAUAACAUAGAUACUGAUUUCGGAAAUUCCUUAAAAUGUGAGGAUAUAUGUUUAAGUGUAUGCCGACAUUUAAACAUUUUACCCCCGACUCGGUUAUUAUUUGGAUUACGUGUUAUGGACUCUGAAAAUGAAUGGGCUGCUCCGGGUAGGGAAUUGAAACCUGGCGUCCGGUACUGUUUCCGCAUGAGAAUUAAAGUUCCAAACAUGGAUACACAAUUAAAAAACCUAGAUAAACAAGCUUAUGAAUAUUUGUACUGGCAGAUUCGUUACGAUAUAUUAAACGAAAAAAUUCCGGAAAUAAGGAAUCCAGAAAAAAAAGAUAAUGUUAUGGGUUUUGCUGUCAUGCACAUGUGUAUCGAUUUACAAGCAAAAAGUUCUGAAGCCGAAAGGAAGGAAGGCUAUAAUCGUGAAAUAAUUGGGAAUAUAGAAAAUAGAUAUAAAGAGUAUCUGCCCCAAACGCUUUUAAGAGAGCACAGAUAUUUUGUAAAAUCCAAAAUAUGUGCAAAGUUCAAGGAUGUACGAGAAAAAGACAUUAUGUUCACAGAAUUUAAAUUCUAUUAUAUCGCUGAUGUAUGUAAGCUGGCACCAAACUAUUUAAUGGAGACUUAUUUUGUCACAGUAGAUUAUAUCCCAAAUGCUGAUUGGAUUUCCGUACAUUCACCUGCAGUCUGUGAUGGCAAUGGGGAUAACAAAACAAGAGUAUAUGUUAAACUAGACACCCAUGAUAACCCAGAACCAGGUCUAAAGGUUUCGCUGAAAAAAGAAGAAUGGACACUAUUGGCAAAGCUUGAAGAUAUUUUUGCGAUAUAUAUCGAGGAUAAUGUGUGUGCGUGUUUGGAGAUAACGGGGCUACCAAAAAGUUAUUGCAUGAGAUUUAAAUCAAAAGUGGAUUUGGAAUCAUUUAUUACAUAUGUAGGAGGGUACUUGAGGCUAACCUCCAAGUGGUUAAAGGAUUUGUGUAGCGAUUAUACGACUCCAUCAUUGAAUGAAUUGAUCGACUUAAAAUGCCACGGACCAAUUGGUGGAACAUUUUCCUUUGCUAAAUUGAGAGAGAAAUCAAAAAAAGGCUCAACCUGCAUUAUAAGGCAAUGUGAGAGAGAAUACGACGUUUAUUAUAUCGAUGUAAAUACCCAAAUGUCAGCGAAAGGUAGGUUAGGCGAGAACAUAAUAACGACUAAAAUUGCGUUACAAAAUAAAAAAUGGUUGUUUCACGGAAGUGAGGGUGUGAAGGAAUUUGAAACUCUAAAAGAUUUGAAGAAUUCAAUAUCCCCUCAAAUGCCUUGGAUUCCGCCAUCAGAAUAUGAUUAUGCACCACUUCUUUUAAUCUGUUUGCCAAAAAAUCUACAUCCAAAGAAGACUGACACUGAAUUAAGUGAAGCUGAACUUCGAAAAAGACGAGUUCAAAUACUUGAUCGGAAGCAUGACCUUCGAUUCUAUAAAAAUACGCAGUAUGUUUGUGAUGACGCUAAAAUGAUGAUAAUGCAAGGAGACUGGGUCCAGGAAGGUGCUUGUAAAGACGUUAAUGUUAUGCUCAAGGUAUUUUUUCCGGAAAUCAACCUUGAGGAUAUCACAUGUUUAACUAGUAUUUGUAGUCAAAUUUUUUCGGCUCAAUUUCUGAAACUCUAUGGUUUGACUUUGACCACUCCUUAUACUAUGGUAAUGGAAUAUGCACCUUAUGGAAAUUUAGAUAAGUUCCUGCGUAAACAUAAAGAUAAAAUCUCUUUCCAAAUGCUGAUAUCGAUUGUGUUUGAUUUGGUCAGAGGAAUCGUUUACCUGAGUGAGAAAGGAAUUUAUCACGGCUCAAUCCGGUGUUCUAACAUGUAUGUAACAAAAUUUGAUCCUAAGUCUCAUAUUAUUGAGACCAAAAUUGGUGAUCCCGGACUUCGUCGUAGUUAUUCAUACGAAGACUUGCCGUGGAUACCACAGGAAUAUUAUAAUAAUCUCAAAGGCGCUAAUGAUGAUAAGUACGUAGAUGCAUGGGCUUUCGCAACGACUCUAUGGGAAAUAUUUUCUUAUGGAAAAUCACCUUUGGAAGAACUGAAUUGCACCGAAAGCCCAAGGAAGAUUGCUGAGAAACUACAAAUGAAUCGUUUGAGAGAUGGUGGCAUAUUACCUAAACCAAGUGAAACUCUGGACGAUUCGAUAUAUUACAUCAUGCUCGACGGUUGGCAGACGGAUGCACACAAACGUUUUAAUUACAUAACCAUCUUCUCAAUCAUAAAUAGUUUCAAAGAAAAGAGAACGAUAAAUUACGAGUCAGUUAACAUCGAUAAAUCAUAUUAUGAUAGCGACACUAGUUCUAAAAGUAAUGAAAAUAUCGGAGAUGAUAUAUCAGUGGAUUACUGCCCAGGACCAUCACCCGCACAAAUCCAACGAUUUUCACAUUUUCAGAUGUCUUUUAAUAGCUCAUUCGACGACACUGCUUUUGUAAUACCAUUCUCAGAAGGAAAAGUAAUUGUUGAUAAGCGAAUAGGUGAUGGUCAUUAUGGUAUUGUGUAUUCAGGCAUAAUGUAUUACAAAAAAGCCGAUAAAGCACCGGAGAAAGUGGCGGUUAAAACAAUGAAAACCGUAAUGCCGACGAAUAUAAAAGAUUUUCUGCGUGAAAGUGAAAUAAUGCGGGGGCUCGAGCAUGAGAAUAUUGUAAAAAUUAAAUACUCAAUCGAAAAACCUUUCUACAUUAUAAUGGAAUAUGUCUCCGGUGGUUCUUUUCACGUAUACCUUAGAUCUCAGCGGCCGAAUUUAACUAACAAAAGGCUUCUACAUUUCGCUCAUGAUAUUGCUAAGGGUAUGAAUUAUAUGGCGGAAAAGAAAAUUAUCCAUAGGGAUUUGGCAACACGGAACAUAUUAAUUGAAAAAGAAAGGGCAAAAAUAUCUGAUUUCGGUUUGGCGCAGUUAGCAAAUUCGGACGGCUACUAUCUUGUAAAUAACAUUUUCCGGGAAUUACCCAUAAAAUGGUAUGCUAUAGAAUCGAUAAGAGAUUAUAAGUAUUCCGUAUACUCAGAUGUAUGGUCUUUUGGCGUGACUAUGUUUGAGACUUUUUCUCGAGGAGAAGUUCCAUAUCUCGCUGGCAAUCGGGAUUUGGAACGAGAAGUCCACCUAAAACUCCUAGAGAAGGGACAUAGACUCCAAAAACCAGAGUUAUGUUCUCAAAUUAUUUACGACAAAUUAAUGCUACCAUGUUGGAAAGUGGAACCAAAAAGCCGGCCAGAUUUUGCCAAAAUACUUGACAUUAUACAGUUAAUUAUGGAGGAAGAUGGUGAAACCAUAUGAAAUAAGCGAUUUUUGAAUAAUUUAUCUGAAUAUAUCAAUUCCCACUAGAUGCUAUUCAGUGAAAUUGAGUUAUAUUUAAACGUUAUAGUAAGGUUAAGUUUACUUUUAAAAUCUUCACACAAGAGGUUUAUUUUCGACGUAUAAGGUUUCAACCGAAUAUAGUUGAAACAACUUCAUAUAGUUUAAAAAUAGUUCUCCUUCCUAAUGAUUCAUCUGGAACUUAACGUAGAUUUAGUAAUAUGUUGAUAUAAGAGAGCUGCCAUAUAAAAUUUCCGACUAUUAUUUGCUCACAGACCUGUCUAUACAUAGAUUUGACCUGCGAAAUCUCACGACCCAAAUCCUAAAUAAAUAAUAAAAAAAUUGUACUUGGCAAAGUCGCAUUGUACAUAUCUA